Messenger RNA from Triticum aestivum (bread wheat), 2166 nucleotides. Its product is annotated as F-box/FBD/LRR-repeat protein At1g13570. NCBI's taxonomy places the organism in Eukaryota, Viridiplantae, Streptophyta, Magnoliopsida, Poales, Poaceae. The record is from RefSeq and is a predicted model, not a curated record. Gene Ontology annotation, molecular function: protein binding.
AUGCGUAAAGAUACCUCGCAAAAAAAUUAAUGCGUAAAGAUAUCAUACAUAAUAUUAAUGUGCAAUUAAUUUCCUCCCUAAUAUCACAUAUACGCAUUUAUUGCAAUUAAUAUUGUAUAUUUAUUAAUGUGUAUAUAUAAGAAGUGUUCGGCAAGGAAAAAAAUGUGGCUUCUCUGGUUCGACCGGAUCCAAGAUUUUGGACUCCUCGAUUGAAAAGAAAGAAAGGUUUUACACUCUUCCGCGGCUCGCAAGCACCUGCUCGGCAUCCACUCGCCGGCCGGCCGCCGCCGUAUUUUCUUGGUCGGGCCGGCGCGGUGUCGUGCCGCGCCGUGCUGCCUCCCCAGGAUCGCACCGCCGGCCGUGACAGGAGAAAGCAACCGAAAACCAACAAGAGCGGGGGACAGGAAGAUAUCGGAGGCAGCUGCCCCAACCCUAGGCUCUCACAGUAAAAGUGUACCAAAUGGACCAUGGGAGUUCCCCAACGAAGAUAUGUAAGUCUGUUGUGGAUGAAGAUAUCAUCAGCAAUCUACCCGAAGCUCUCAGAGACAAAAUCCUUUGUUGUCUGCCAAUAAAAGAAGCUGUUGGAACAUGCCUCUUGUCAAGGACUUGGAGGUACACAUGGGCUUCAAUGACCGAACUGAUGUUCAGGACAGCUGAUUUCGCUUCAGGAAAUGAUAGUGCAGACGAUGACCGCAGAUUUCUUAAGUUCACUGAUAUGUUUCUCUUCCUCCACAACGGCCCAAUUCUGAAGUUUUGCCUGAAUACCGUAGCGAAUGAAAUGGUAUCCACUGGAGGACACCUUUACCGUUGGAUGCUUAUGCUGUCAAGAAAUAAGAUUAAGGAGAUUCAACUUCAGACAAGUAUACGUGACAGUUACAAGGUCCCGUCUAGUUUUUUCUCCUGCGAUGAACUAGAAUAUGUGUAUCUGCGAGCUUGUGUUUUCACUAGUUUACAUUUGCCACCUCCAUCUAAAGGCUUCAAACAAUUGCAUACUCUUCGUCUAGAAUAUGUUACCGUGGAAGGAAACAGUUUAGGGGAUUUAGUAGCGAGUUGCCCGAAUUUGGAGAAACUUAAUAUUCGUGGAUUGUGCAGCCAAUCCAAUAUAAAUAUUCGUUCAACAAAGCUCAAGGUGCUAAAAAUUGAAGGCUGGUUUACACACCUCAAUCUGCAUGCUCCUUAUCUUACUUCCGUAUGGAUCAGACUGGAACUGAGUUCUGACACAGAUGGUGCUUCGACAACCAGAUGCAACUUCAAUCUUUCUCCAUUUAUUGCUUCUCUUUCAGAUGUUGAGACUAUUAGGUUUCAUGGACACAUCCUUGAGUGCGUAGAACGUGAAUUUCUGAUUCUCAAGCAGCCAAAAUUAUUCAACCGGCUGACAGAGAUAAGCCUGGAGAUCAAUCUCGGUGAUCUCAAGGAAGCAAAUUUUGCCUUGUACUUAUUUCAGCAUGCCCCCAACCUGCGAUUUUUCAAACUAAAGCUCAUUUCCAGGAAUUCCAUGGUACCAAGAGUGCAUUUCUGGGAAUCAAUAGACCGUGAUGUCUGUCUCUUCCAGAACGUUGAAGUAGUUGGUUUGUUCGACUUCACUGGCUCCUUUGCGGAGUUUGGCUUCUUGAAACUUUUACUUGAAGAUGCACCAGUGUUAAGAAAAGUGGGAAUAAUCGACAAGGGAUUGGACAGAACUGUCCUAAAAAAUCUCCUGAAGCUGAGAAGAGCAUCAAAGGAUGCAGAAAUAUUGAUUCUUGAGGCUUGUUUCCCCCACUAGAAAAAGGAUCAAGUCCAACCUCUGAGGGAACAAGUCAAGACCAUUGGAAGGAACGGUAUGAAGCUUGUGUUGGGAACCUCUAACGACUCUACUGCUCUCGUUUGGUGCGAUCUUGCAAGACACAAGCUCUGAAGUUAGGCUAUACAGGCAUGAGUUAUCCCCAUAGUUUGUUGUUGAAGUUACCCCGUGUUCCUGUGGAAAAACAGUGUUGCCUCAAGAGUUGCUUACCUGUUGUGUCAAAGUUCAGAAAGAAAAUGUUUGUCAGCUUAACUUGUGCUAUGCAGCUUAUUUCCAAAUUUGAAUGCUGGGUACUCUCAGUGUAUUCCUAUGGGUCACUUAGGUCCUCUGUUAUGUCUCUUGCCUGGUAAAGUUGGUAUGAUAAACUUCACUGGUUGCCACCCCCA